GCGCAAUAUCAUUCGAAAACUUGCACGGUGAGCGACGCCGUGGAGGAGAAAGACAACGCAGCGAACAAAACACACAAUGGCGACGGCGGCGACAACGGCAGGCGGAACGGGCUCAGGCGGAGCGGCCACCGGCCAGGUUGGCGGCGGAACCGCAGUGGGACGAAAGAAGGACGGUGGUCCUUCCACGAAAUUCUGGGAAAGUUCAGAGACGAUUUCCCAGUUCGAGACGGUGCGGCAGUGGAUCGGAAAGCACUACAAGAAGUAUGUCCAGAAUGACUCCCCCUCCAGUAAAUCCUUGGCGGGCCUGGUGGUCCAGCUGCUGCAGUUCCAGGAGGACGCAUUUGGACGCAGGGUCAACAAUCCUGCCCUUACCAAGCUACCUGCCAAGUGUUUCCUGGAUUUCAAGGCAGGAGGUGCUCUCUGUCACAUCUUGGGUUCGGUCUACAAGUUUAAGAGCGAGCAGGGGUGGCGUAGAUUUGACCUGCAGAAUCCUUCCCGGAUGGACAGGAACGUGGAAAUGUUCUUAAAUGUAGAGAAGAACUUGGUCCAGAACAACUGCUUGACUCGACCCACUGUCUUCCUGUCGCCGGACAUUGAGCAGAAACAAGCCAGUAAGCUCAAAGACAUCAUAAAAAGGCACCAGGGCUCCAUUACUGAUGACAAGUCAAAGGCCACCCACCACAUCUACCCCUCUCCAUCCCAACAUGAAGAAGAGGAAUGGCUUCGCCCUGUCAUGAAGAAAGACAAGCAGGUGCUGGUUCACUGGGGUGUGUCCCCAGACAGCUAUGACACCUGGGUGUCGGCCAGCGAGGUGGAUGGGGACGUGGAGGACCCCCCCAACACUGACAGACCAUGGAAGGUCCAUGCCAAGUGGGUUUUAGACACCGAUGCCUUCAAUGAGUGGAUGAAUGAAGAAGACUAUGAGGUAGACGAGAACAAGAAGCCAGUCAGCUUCCGCCAGAGGAUCUUCCCCAAGGAGGAGGAGUCUUCCCGUACACCCGAUCGCAAGGAGCGCAAGGCCAACUCUGCCGGCAAGAAGAGGAGGCGCUCGCCCUCGCCGCCCAGCACUCCUGCCGAGUCCCGCAAGAAGGGAGGAAAAAAGGGGAACCCGGGGCCUCACUGGAAGCAGCGGCGGGGCCACAGGGGUGAAGAGGAGGACACGGAGGAGGACGUAACCAAGGACAUGGACGACUCCUCAGCUGGUGCCAGCAUGGAGGAGGGCAGCAUCUCCAAGAAUGCGAAUUCAAAGAAAGACAGUGAGAAUACUCCAGUGAAAGGAGGGAAUGGGGCCGACUUGGAUGACAUGGAGGACGACUCUGUGCUGUCUGGUGGAAAGGAUGAUGAGGAACAGAGCAAAGCUGAAAUCAACCGACUGAUGGACGCUAGCGAGGACAAUGUGACUGAACAGACUCACCACAUCAUCAUACCCAGCUACGGAGCUUGGUUUGACUACAACUGCAUCCAUGAGAUUGAGAGAAGAGCCCUGCCUGAGUUCUUCAAUGGAAAGAACAAGUCCAAAACUCCAGAGAUAUACCUGGCCUAUCGCAACUUCAUGAUCGACACAUAUCGGCUAAACCCUCAGGAGUACCUCACCUCCACCUCCUGUCGCAGGAACUUGACCGGGGAUGUCUGUGCCAUCAUGAGGGUUCAUGCAUUUUUGGAGCAGUGGGGUUUGGUAAACUACCAGGUCGACUCUGAGAGUCGCCCUUUGCCCAUGGGCCCCCCACCCACACCCCACUUCACCGUGCUGGCUGACACACCCUCUGGCCUCAUGCCCCUGAACCACAGACCCCCACCGAUUCCCCCUCAACAGCCAAUGCCCAACUUCGCCGACAAAGGCAAAGACAAGGCCAUCGACCUGCAGAACUUCGGCCUUCGCAGCGACCUCUACAACAAGAAAAAUCUCAAGGGUAAAGCUGCCAACUCUACCAGGGAUUGGACCGAGCAGGAGACUCUACUGCUGCUGGAGGCCCUGGAGAUGUUCAAAGACGACUGGAACAAAGUGUCUGAGCACAUCGGUUCACGCACCCAGGACGAGUGUAUCCUGCAUUUCUUGCGGCUGCCCAUUGAGGAUCCAUACAUGGAGAGCACUGAGGCCUCCCUGGGCCCUCUGGCCUACCAGCCCAUACCCUUCAGCCAGUCUGGAAACCCCGUCAUGAGCACAGUAGCCUUCCUGGCCUCUGUGGUUGAUCCCAGAGUGGCGUCUGCUGCUGCCAGGGCAGCCCUAGAGGAGUUCUCCCGUGUCCGUGAGGAGGUGCCGGCUGAGUUGGUGGAGGCUCACGUGAAGAAGGUGCAGGAGGCAGCCAGGAGCACAGGAAAGGUGGACCCCGCCUUCGGCCUGGAGAGCAGUGGCAUCGCUGGCACCGCCCCUGAGGAACCAGAAAAGACCGAAACCCCAGAGGCAGAGAAGAUAGACACGGACACAGACUCCCAGCAGGCUGAUAAGGCAGAGUUAAAGGAUGAGGCAGAGAAGCCCAGCGAGUCUGCGGAGAAGAGCGACAAGACAGAGGCCACAGAAAAGGUGAAGGAGGGAUCCGAGGCGUCGGAGCGCGAUGAGGAGAGUGAAGAGGGAGGGGAGGCCAAGACGGCUUCAGCAGACAAAGACAAAGAGGAGGCUAUGGAGACGUCGUCCUCAGAACAGGAGAAGGAUAAGGAGGAGAAGGCAGCUACAGAGGAGGGAGAUGACAAGAGGAAGAAACUGGAGCAUGACAUUGGAGAGGGGAACAUUGCCACCGCAGCUGCUGCUGCCCUGGCAUCUGCUGCCACCAAGGCCAAGCACUUGGCGGCGGUGGAGGAGAGGAAGAUCAAGUCCCUGGUGGCUCUGCUGGUGGAGACCCAGAUGAAGAAGUUGGAGAUCAAGCUGAGGCACUUUGAGGAGCUCGAGACCAUCAUGGACCGAGAGAAAGAGGCUUUGGAGCUUCAGCGACAGCAGCUGCUCACUGAGCGACAGGCGUUCCACAUGGAGCAGCUCAAGUAUGCCGAGAUGAAGGCGAGGCAGCAGAUGGAGCAGCAAGCCGCCGCCGCGGCUGCCGCUGCUGCCCAGGCUCAAGGACAGGGGCAGGCUCCUGGAUCUGGACCCCACUCUGGGCCCCCUCCAUCAGGCAUGCACCCUGGAGGGCCCCCGCCACACCACGGUGCACCAGUGCCCUACCAUGGAGGGCCUCCACCCGGUGCUGCCAUGCACCCAGGCUACCCUCCGAUGGGUCACCACCCCAUGGCCCCUCACCACCCAGGACAGACAGGACCAAUGGGACCAGGCCAGCCCAUACCGGGACGUAUGAUGCCUGGCCCACCCUCUGCCGCCCCCCCUCCUGGCGGCAUGCCUCCUAUGAUGCCCCCACGUCACCCUGGAGCACCCAACGGCAUGUACCCUGGCCCACAACCUGCACAGCCUGAAGCGGUACCUCAAGUUCCUGUGGGUCCUCCAGCGCCCGCGAGUGGCCGAGUGGCUGAAAACUAAGACCCACAUUGACACAAACACACACACACACACAUACACACACACAAAACUAACUAUCUCUGAACCCCUUUUUGAUGGCCUUUGCUACUGGCUCGGUGUAUUUCCCCUCAACACUCAAAACUACUAUCAACUUUAUUACAGGUCACACACACCCACAUACACACUCAGGGUCUCUAAGUGGCAAGGGUAACCCAAUUAUCCAAACACACAUCCAGACUUCCUCUCAGGGCACAGCGCAAGGGUCGUCGUAGUAAUAAACACUGUUUUCUGCUCUGUUGGGCCAGAUGGAGGUUGGAGAGAAUGGACUGUGUAUGGAAAACAAAACCAGGAGAGAGAACGAUAAAAAAAAAAAACCUGUCUUUCUUACCUUUUUUCUCUGUUCAAUGCUGUUUCAAUGACACUCUAAUCCCCCUUCCCUUCUCUCUUUAAAUCACACACCUCCUUAUGUCUGGUGCCUCUUUUUGCAAGCCAAACACUAGAGGGAGCUAGUGAGAGCAGAAGGCUGGUCAGACAUGCAGGGGUGUGAGUGUGUGCUGAGUAACCUCCGCUGUAACACACACACGCACGUUAUUCAGAUUAUGAUAUGACUAAAUCGCACACACACACAGAGGGGACCCAGCCUGCCCUCGUCUUGUUGAGUAUCUACCUCUCGCCCCUCUUUAAAUGAUACACUGUAGUUCUGUGUGUGGGUGUGUGUGUCUGUGAAAGUGUUUCAUGGCCCUUCACGCGUCUGCCACCUCUGACCAAAGUUUGUGCCACUUGUGUAAUCUUUGCUUUUCCAUUUGAGACUUUUGCAAUAAUGAGUUGAGAUACAGACAGAAGAUACUCUUUGGUCAAAAAGUUGGACAAAUGAGGAAGGUUUAGGGAUAAAAAAAAAAAAAAAAACUAAACUUGACAUGUUUUUUUAAGACUUGUUAAUAGUUAUUGAAGGUUCUUCUGUCUUGCCGAUGUGUUUAAAUUUUUGGACAACAAUGGAGUUCUAUGGCACAGAGGAACCAAUUCAUGGUUGGUUUUGGUUCUGAUAAAAAUCAGUUUUCCUCGAUACGUCACCACCUAGGUGCAGUUAAUAAAUGGAUCAUUGGAGCAGUGUGCGAGCGAUUUAUUUCUGUUACUUCAUAAAUUUGCUCACUUUUGGCUCAGCAUGUCGUCCUUGGUUUGGAUGUGCGUGCAUACUCCUAUUGGUUUUGGUUCCUUGACUAGAUUUGUUGACCAUAAGGAAAAUGUACUAUAUCACCAGACGUAUCUUUUAAACAUUAAAGCAAAAGUCUCAAAUCUGAUUACUUGUGAGACACAAGCCGAGGCUCAGUCAGACCAUUACAGGACAGAUGGCUAAACACACAAUCGUUCCCUCUGCCCCACUCUAACCACAGUACUGUAACACACACACACACACACACACACACAGAUAGAAAUGUAAGCUAAGCUGAGGCUCACACUGGAGGCUGCAUGCACACACUGACUUGACCAGACCCUGUCCCCAACGCACUGGACAACCACACACACCGAUACAUGAACACACACAUACAUAUAAUCUCCUGCUGACCUUCCCACAGCCUUUACAGAGAGGGAGACGCUGUGAUGCGGCUCGACUGAGACAUCAGAACAUGGAUGAUGCUCUUCCUCAGCGCGGUGGGCUUCUAGAUGUUUUUAGGUGCUGAUACUGUAGCGAAUAAACCCCGCCACCCUCCUCCUCUGCUCACGCCUAGUGCUGCCUACCUCGCUAGCCCCGCCUCACACACAAAAACAUUUUUGCUUUUAUGGCCACCAGCCACGGGAAAACUAAAGCAAUAUUCUCAUUCCUGUGUAUCAACCUAUUUGUGGUCGGCACACUGAGAAAUGCGGCUCUACCAACGAGAAGCAAUCAUGAUUUCACAGUUUGGUCCUCAAAUUCUGUGUCCUGUGGUGUUGUAGUACAUAAAAAGCUGCGUAAACAAGGGGAACAACCACCGAACAUUUAUUUAUAGAGCUGAAAUUAUAGGCAAUUGAUUUAGUCAAUCCACAGGAAAUUAAUUGAGAACUAUUUUGUGAUUUGUCAUUUUUCAUGCAAAAAUAACUAAACAUUCUCUGGUUCCAGCUUUUCAGAUUUUGGUGAUUUUCUUUGUCUUAUAUGAUGAUUAAUUGAAUAUCUAUAGACAUAUAAUAGACAUCACCUUGAGCUUCAGGAGUUUGUAAGAUGUGCAUUUUUACUAUCUCCUGACAUGUUAUUGACUGAAAUAAUCUGCCCUGUUCUUUUCAUUAUCAAUUAAUUGUUUAAUCCUGCAAUUUAAAGCUGUACUCAGCAGAUAUUUGGUAAUUUUGCUUGGUAAUCAAUUACCUAGAUUACCUGUUCCUGAACCUGUUCGGUUCAUUCUUGACCCUUGCCAAGAAGCAGUCUCAUUCGUACUAUUGUAUCACACAAUAUUCCUCAGCAGUUGUUGUUGUAGAUGUUCAAAUUUCCAUUGUUUUCUGCGCAUUUUAACGACUUUGUGCAUUUUGGCUUAAAAGUUUAGACUGAAAGUUCAUUCUCAACCUCGGAAUCCGCAGUUGGCUCAACAAUCUCACCAGAAGAUCCGUUUGUAGCUGUUGAGCAGCUUUUGGUUGUAUUACAAUCUUCCUCGGCAGAUGAGGUUGCCCAGUUGUCGUGGAAAUCCCUAAAAUGCUCAAAAUAGAUUUGGACAGCUACAAUUCCAUGACAAGUGCUUGAGGAAUACCAUGUAUUUCAAUCAAAAGCUCUAGAACAGCUAAUAAAGGACCACGCGACAAGAUUGUUUAGCCAACUAAUCAAUUGUUUUCAGCCCUACACGAAUAUAAAAAACGGUGACAUGAAUUAGCUUUAUACAUUUUCCAUACGUCUUUGAGUUUACCAUGCAUGUUGGCUUGAAAUAAAGCUAAACUCAUUCUGACAAUAGGAAAAUGAGUAAGCUAAACUCGAGUGGCGUUACCCUCCUGCUCACUCUAAUUUCCUCAGAAAUUGAACGGAUAUGACGCGCUGCAUCGCUCUUCAGUCGACACACAGGUUGAUAAUAAGCUCAAAGGUUUUUUUAAUGUGAAGUUUUAACUGAAAUUACUCCUCUCCCCCCUCGCUAGCACUCUCUGCUACCUCUUCCUUGUCCAUUUGCUAGCUACCUCUUCUAGAAAUCUUCCUCUCGCUAUCUGCUACCUCUCUGCGCACCCCUUCGCUACCUCUCGUUCCCAUUUCCUUUCUUUUUAUUUCAUCUUUUUUUUUUUUCCUGCCCACGUGACUGCUUCAUCACUGAUUGUUGCUCUCUUCUACCAGUCUGAUGGAAGAAGAAAACACACGUACAGUCGUUCACUCACGCUCUCAUUCACCGCGCCCUCCUUUCCCAUUCAACAUCUUUACAGGCUUGUUAUGUAAUAUCACUUAAAUAUGACGGGAAUCCCCUUACAUAUAUUAUCUUUAAUCUAUACUUUUUUGUGUUGGUAUGUAUUUUUAAGGAGACGUUUUGUGUAGAUGGAAGUUAUGUUAUUUGAAAGUUUGUAGAAUUUUGUUUUUUCUUUUGUAUGGGGUCUGUUGGUACUUGGACCUAGACACUGUCAAAUAAACUGUUUUGUAUGAG
Molecule: messenger RNA, 7017 nt
Organism: Sander lucioperca (pikeperch)
Lineage: Eukaryota; Metazoa; Chordata; Actinopteri; Perciformes; Percidae
Gene: smarcc1a
Product: SWI/SNF related, matrix associated, actin dependent regulator of chromatin, subfamily c, member 1a
Exons: 28
Coding region: 77-3460 (1127 amino acids)
Biological process (GO): positive regulation of DNA-templated transcription
Cellular component (GO): nBAF complex; SWI/SNF complex; npBAF complex
Molecular function (GO): histone binding; nucleosomal DNA binding
Source: RefSeq, a predicted model, not a curated record